This is a messenger RNA of Cooperia oncophora, 564 nucleotides long. The record is from the annotation of a GenBank genome assembly. Lineage: Eukaryota; Metazoa; Nematoda; Chromadorea; Rhabditida; Trichostrongylidae.
GCUUUAUCCUCAUCUAUUUGUGUGAUCCCAAAAAAAUCAAAUUUUUAUGAGGCUCCAGGACAGCGCUAUAUUGGACUUUUCCAGUUACUACCUUGCUAUCUGCACUUGUCAAUUCACGUUGACGAAUCAACAGCUGAGAAUAGCAUCCGAUUUCCGGAAAAUCUGCACUUGGAUCAUCCAUCACUCGAGCAAAUCAGCAUCAAACGUGUGAAGAGUGUAGAGAAAGGCUGUGUCUUCCCAAGUAUGGGAUUGAUCUUUGUUCGCGGACAGUUGUUCGACAAGCACAUCGAGACUUUGGGUGAAGCGGAUUACGGCGAAAACUCAGGCUUUUUCGAAUGUGUGCAAAUGAUUCGACAGCAAUCUGACGUUCCGAAGUGCAAGACGAACAGCCCAAAACGAGGAAUUAGUAGCGAUGGUGAGGUGCUUGAAUCCGGUUAUUUGAUAUUCGCUUACAAAACUAUGGAGGAUAUGUGCACGAAGAAUUUCGCAGCAAAUUGGAAAACAUGGACGGGUGCAAGACAGUUAUGUCAACUAUUGCCUGAUAAGUACACCGUGAAACGGUAG